ACGGGGAUGGCAGUGAAUGUAUAUUCAACAUCAGUCACCAGCGAUAACCUCAGUCGACAUGACAUGCUGGCCUGUAUCAAUGAGUCACUGCAGUUGAAUCUGACAAAGAUCAAACAGUUGUGCUCAGGGGCUGCAUAUUGUCAGUUUAUGGACAUGCUGUUCCCUGGCUCCAUUGCCUUGAAGAAAGUGAAAUUCCAAGCUAAGCUAGAACAUGAAUACAUCCAGAACUUCAAAAUACUGCAAGCAGGUUUUAAGAGAAUGGGUGUUGACAAAAUAAUUCCUGUGGACAAAUUAGUAAAAGGAAAGUUUCAGGACAAUUUUGAAUUUGUUCAGUCGUUCAAGAAGUUUUUUGAUGCAAACUAUGAUGGAAAAGAUGACCCUAUAGCUGCCAGACAAGGUCAAGAAACCUCAGUGGCCCCCUCCCUUGUUGCUCCAGCUCUGAACAAACUGAAGAAACCUCUCAGCUCUAGCAGUGCAGCUCCACAGAGGCCCAUUGCAACACACAGAACUACUGCAACCCCUAAGGCUGGUCCAGGUGUGGUGCGAAAGAAUACUGGUGUGGGCAACAGAGAUGAUGAAGCAGCUGAACUCAUGCAGCAGGUCAACGUAUUGAAACUCACCAUGGAAGACUUGCAGAAAGAAAGAGAUUUCUACUUUGGAAAGCUAAGGAACAUCUAAUUGAUUUGCCAGGAGAAUGAGGGGGAAAACAACCCUGUGUUGCAGAGCAUUGUGGACAUUCUCCACGCCACAGAUGAAGGCUUUGUGAUACCAGAUGAAGGGGGACCACAGGAGGAACAAGAAGAGUAUUAACAGCCUGGACCAGCAGAGCAGCAUCUGAAUUCUUCACUCCAAAUCAUGUGCUUAACUGUAAAAUACUCCCUCCUAUUAUUUUUAGAGGACUUACUGGUUUCUUUUUCAUA
This is a messenger RNA of Phyllostomus discolor (pale spear-nosed bat), 920 nucleotides long. Its product is annotated as microtubule-associated protein RP/EB family member 1-like. NCBI's taxonomy places the organism in Eukaryota, Metazoa, Chordata, Mammalia, Chiroptera, Phyllostomidae. Gene Ontology annotation, cellular component: spindle midzone; cytoplasmic microtubule; microtubule plus-end. Gene Ontology annotation, biological process: spindle assembly; protein localization to microtubule plus-end; regulation of microtubule polymerization or depolymerization. The record is from RefSeq and is a predicted model, not a curated record. Gene Ontology annotation, molecular function: microtubule plus-end binding.